UGAGACCCAGACUCAGCAUCUUCCAGAACUGCUUCGUCAAGUCACUAUAUCACUGACCAAUCACUGCACAGUACUCAGUGACGAUGAGCUCAAACUUGGUUUAAAACUGUCGUCAAAGAUCUUGGCUAAAACUCAACCAAUGAUGAGUCCCUCGGGGCCUGAGGGAGACAGUGACGCCUAUGGUGGCCUGAGCACUGUAGAGAGUUCCCCUGUGAAACAUUGGUACUCAUAUAAUACUGAGAGGAGGCCAAGCUUAGGGAAGGAUACAGAAAGUGAUAAUUUUGUGAGCGCUGAAAGUGAUUUUGAUAGUGAACAUCUUCAAAAUUCUCCCGUGAAAUCCAACUGCCAGAAUGAAUCUGAAAAAUCAGUACAAUCAGAAACUUUUGAAACAAGACCAAAAAGUGAAUCAUUUGCCGAGUUUGUGCAGUAUAAUGAAUCCGAUGAUAGAAAUGGUGCCAUUGAAAAUUCAGCUGAUAAACCAAGUGCACCACCAGUUGAAAUUGCAGUUGAUGAGAUUACAACAACGAUGCAGUCUUGCGUCCAAGUGUUCCAGAACUUUUUCAUCACGCUAGUCAAGAAUCGUGUAAUUGGGGAUGGCUCUUUGUUAGCUGACUGUAUGAAAGCAAUAAAGAAGAAAACAGCAGAGGAAACUGAAAACAAUCCUCAGG
Owenia fusiformis is the source of this 668-nucleotide messenger RNA. The record is from the annotation of a GenBank genome assembly. Lineage: Eukaryota; Metazoa; Annelida; Polychaeta; Sabellida; Oweniidae.